AUGGAGCAAGGAUUCUUGUAUAUGGAUUUAACCUUCUCUCAUCUGUUGCAAGACAACGACCCAGACCUGGACUUGUUUUGGAACCCAGCAGACGCAUUUUACGCUCCUCCCAUUGCAAUCUCCAUGUCCACCAGGAUUAUUUCAUCUCCGGAUCUAGCUGGAACUGAAGCCGGAUCUUCACGUUCGCGUUCGCAAAGGCCAAUCCACUUGGAGAUUGAUGGAGUUAUCGACGAACAAGAGGGUGCCGGCAGAAGUGGUAGUGGCACCGGUGGCCAAUACAACCAAAUUCGCCCGACUACAUCAUCGUCCUCGCUUCCUUUGCCACCCUUGAUCUCCAACACUCGUCGCGCUCGUAGGAGCUCAAGCCCGACUACAACAACACAACAGCCGAGGCCCUCUCAUUCCCCUCCUCGUCUACCUCCCUUAGACAUCCAAACGCCGCCUUGGAGAAGGGCAACCAACUUGCCAUCAGCAAACGUUGAGCUGCCACCAGUUAAUACUUGGGAGAACGAGCAUUCGGGGCAAUACAAUCCAAACAGCGACCUGCAUAAUAUAUUGCGUACUGCCAAUAUCGGGUCUCCUGAUCUCAUCGAUUUGAUUGAUGGUGACUUCUCUUCACCGUCGACUUACCCGUUAUUCACGAAUAUAGAUCCACAGCCGAGUCAAGCUCAAACUCCAGGUGUAAGCCAAACGGCAGCGCUUCAGGCUUCCAUUUCCGCGCCGCAUCGUGCAGUUACCAGUGCCACUACCGCCCCACGCGACCCCUCCGCCGCUCACCAUUGUAUCUCUAAUUUCUUGGGUCCUGAGCGUAGCACGACUCAACUCUCUUCUUCCACUAACGCAGCCGGCGAAUCCCAAUCGACUCUGCCUAUCUUUGACUCUUUCGACGAAAGCGACAUUCUCUUCGACAGCCCCGCCAGCUCCUUCUCCGACGCCAUGCCUCCUGCUCUUCGACGGAGCACCGCAGCUACUGUUAGCCGGACCGGUUCUACACACACGAGCAAACGACGACGGACAUCCACUGCGGCCGCGAAUGAGAACACGAUACCUACGAGACCAUCAUCAAGACAGAAGAAGAGCUCGGCACCAAAAAAAGAAAUGGAUGUUGAAGAACUUUUCGGCUCGAGCCCUCCUCCACGCGCUUUUGUCGAUCUUGAGGCCAAUGAAGAUUACGAUACCGUCGAUUUGACUGAAACGAACGAAGUCCCUGAUGAAAUCAAGAAGCCAGAGAAGGACAACAGCGUCAAACUGGCCGCCUUUCAAUGUGUAAUUUGCAUGGAUGACUGCAUUAAUUUGACAGUAACACAUUGUGGCCAUCUUUAUUGCGCUUCAUGUUUGCAUCAGUCUCUUUGCGUUGAUGCUACUAAAGGGAAGUGCCCCAUGUGCCGGCAAAAGCUUGACAUGAAGCCAAGGGAGAAUUACAACAGCAAGACCAAAGGAUAUUGGCCUCUUGAACUGAAGCUCAUGACUGCUACGCGCAAAGGAAAGCGCAAAGCCAACAUUUUAUCCUAA
Molecule: messenger RNA, 1512 nt
Organism: Fusarium venenatum
Lineage: Eukaryota; Fungi; Ascomycota; Sordariomycetes; Hypocreales; Nectriaceae
Molecular function (GO): SUMO-ubiquitin ligase activity
Source: RefSeq, a predicted model, not a curated record